Molecule: messenger RNA, 4978 nt
Organism: [Torrubiella] hemipterigena
Lineage: Eukaryota; Fungi; Ascomycota; Sordariomycetes; Hypocreales; Clavicipitaceae
Source: the annotation of a GenBank genome assembly
GUGCGGCAGGCGCAACAUUUUUUUUUUCGUCGUCGCUAAGAAAACUUUGGCUUUCUGCACCACCAUCAACAACAUCAACAAGCAACAAUGGGUCGCAGAGGAUUCAAAGGAAAGAACAGACGCGGUGGCGGCAAUGACAAUGGUGCCCGCCCUACCUGGAAGGACUACCCAGCUCUCGUCAAGGAGAACGAGAAGCUCGAGGAAUACUACAACAACUUGCUCCAGCUUCCUGAGGAAGAGAAGAAGCAGUACUGGGAUGCAUUGAAGCGCGAGUUGCCCAACAGCUUCCGUUUCUGUGGCUCCAAGGGCCACGCUCUUAUUGUCAAGAGACUCCUACAAACCCGAUAUAUCCCCGAGAUUACAAAGAUUGAGCACCAAGAUGGCCGCCCGGCUGAGCCACCCAUCCCCGUCUCUUGGUACCCUGACGAGCUCGCCUGGUGGAUGACGACGCCCAAGAACGUUGUGCGCAAGUUCCCUCCCUUUGCUGCUUUCCAAAAGUUCCUUGUCUCCGAGACCAGCGUUGGAAACAUCAGCAGACAGGAAGUUGUCAGCAUGAUUCCCCCCAUGCUUAUGGAUCUCAAGCCCGGCAUGACUGUUUUGGAUAUGUGCGCUGCCCCCGGUAGCAAGUCUGCCCAGCUUCUUGAGAUGAUUCACCACGGUGAAGAGUCCCGCGUUCGCAAGGUCCUGCGUUCUAUUGCUGCUCAGGAAGGAAUUGAACUCGGUCCCGAGACCCAGGAAGAGAAGGACGCCGACCUUGAAGCUGAUCCCUCCGACUCUGGUCGCGCCACUGGAUUGCUCAUCGCCAACGACGCCGACUACAAGCGCGGACACAUGCUGGUUCACCAGCUGAAGCGCCUUUCUUCACCAAACCUUCUCGUUUCCAACCACGACGCAACCCAGUUCCCCUCGAUUAGACUUCCCUCUACCGACGACAAGCCUGUCUACCUCAAGUUUGACCGUAUUCUUGCCGAUGUUCCUUGCUCUGGUGACGGCACUCUCCGCAAGAACGCCAACCUUUGGAAGGAUUGGCUUCCUGGAAACGCUCUGGGUCUUCACCUCACCCAGAUUCGCAUUCUUGUUCGUUCUCUUCAGCUUCUCAAGGUUGGUGGCCGUGUCGUUUACUCUACUUGCUCCAUGAACCCUGUUGAGAACGAGUCCGUCAUCGCUUCUGCCAUUGAGCGCUGUGGUGUCGACAGCGUCGAGAUCAUCGACUGCAGCAAGGAGCUGCCUAAUCUCAAGCGCGCCCCUGGCAUGAAGCAGUGGCAGAUUAUGGACAAGACAUGCCGCUCAUGGAGCUCUUGGGAGGAGGUUGAAAAGUUCACUAAGGAGGAGAACGAUGGUGUUGUCCCUGGACGUCUGGUUCAAACCAUGUUCCCCAAGGUUGAGGGCUCCCUUGCUUUUGACCUCCCUCUUGAGCGCUGCAUGCGAGUUUACCCCCACAUGCAGGACACUGGUGGCUUCUUCAUCACUGUCCUUGAGAAGAAGAAGGAAUUCAAGGCCAAGAACGAGAACGAGGCCAAGGCUGCUGCCGCUGCUACUACCGCUGCCCCUAACGGCGCUGCCGCUCCCGAGGCCGCCGCUGAGCCCGAAGCUGCCAAGACUGAAGACGUCCAGAUGGAUGAUGCUUCGAGCAACGGACAGAAGAGACCCCUGGAAGACCAGGCCGAACACUACGUUGAAGGCGAGACCAAGAAGGUCAAGACUGAUGCCGAACCCGCUGCCACCGAGGCCCCAGCUGCCGCUGAAGCCAAGCCUGAAGAUGCUGCUCCCGCUGCUCCCAAGGUCGAGGUCGCCUCCAAGCCCAAGAGACACGGUCCUCCCGAGGAGCCCUUCAAGUACCUCGAUGCUGCUCACCCCACCAUCCAGAACAUCCGCGAGUUCUACAAGCUGUCAAGCCGCUUCCCCGACAACAGAUACAUGGUCCGCAACGAGAUGGGCGAGCCCGCCAAGGCCAUCUACUACACGACACAGCUUAUGCGCGAUAUCCUCACGGAGAACGAAGGCCGCGGCCUCAAGUUCAUCCACGGUGGUGUCCGUAUGUUCAUGAAGCAGGAUGCCCCCUCCGCUGAGGUCUGCCGCUGGCGCAUCCAGUCCGAGGGUAUCCCCAUUCUCCAAGGCUACGUUGGCGAGCCCCGUGUCAUCCACCUCAAGAACAAGGAGACCCUGCGCCGCCUACUGAUUGAGAUGUUCCCCAAGAUUGCCGGCGACGAGUGGAAGAACUUUGACGAGAUUGGCGAGCGUGUACGCGACAUUGGCAUGGGUUGCUGCGUGCUCCGCGUCGAGCCCUCGGGCGAGGACCCCGACUUUACCGAGACCAUGGCGCUUCCUCUGUGGAAGAGCAUCCACUCGCUCAACCUAAUGCUGCCCAAGGAAGACCGCGCUGCCAUGCUGCUCCGAAUCUUCAACGAUACCACUCCUCUUAUCAACAGCAACUUGCAGAAGAAGGCUGAAGAGCCCAAGCCUGAUGCUGCUGCCGCUGCCGAGGAUGCUGUUCAGGACGCCCACGCUGACGUCGAGGACUUGCCUUCUCCCGAGUAAAUCAGCUUUGGACAAACUGAAAAGUAAGGAUCGAAAAAACACAUAUAUAUAAAAUAGCAAGGAUACUCUUUUGUUUUCGUUUUUGUAUUGUACAAGGGGGGUUUUGCUUUAUCUAUUGUUUCUGUCAUUUACCCAAGAAAGGACUGGGAAUAAGUUGUCCAGUAAAUGUAUGAAUGAAUAUAUAUCUACAAAAAAGUGAUGUUGGUACAAAGAAAUAAAACACAUAUAAUGUUACAACUGGCCAUCUGUCAUGGCCACGUGUGAAAAGAUGAUAUCCGUCUAAGCAAUCUCGUCAAAGAGGCCAACGGUCCAGUGAACGAUACGACGAACACCCUGGCCAUUGAUGGCACUAACUGGAAUAGCUGCGCAUUUCUUGGCCCAAGCUCCCUCUACGCCGCUCGGAUGAGCUUCCUCGCCGUUUGUCACGCGGUCAAGGUAGGCCUUGAGCUCUUUAAAGUUUGCCUGUGUAUCCGGAAGAUCAGCCUUGGUAGCCACGACAAACCACGGCUUGCGCGAGAUGUAAUCCUUGGGAGAGAGCUCGUCCUCCUUAGCCUGCGUGCCUGACAGAUGCAUGAGAUUGAUGGGACCCGGUGAAGCAGCAUCCUCUGCGAGAUCCCAGUCAAUGUUGGACUCGACGCCGCGAAGGCGCUCCUCCUCGUCUCUCAUCUCCGCAUAGAGCCCAACUUCGCGCCAGAGCGCCUUGAGGGCAUCGACGGCGUUGCGAGCAGACAAAUCAAGCACAAACGCAAGCACGCCAGCUCGUUCGACGUGGCGCAGGAAGGCAAUACCGAGACCCUUGUCCAGGUGAGCGCCCUCAAUGAGACCCGGGAUAUCGGCAAUAGUGAAACGAGUGCGCGGGUCAAAGACUUCGCCGGACGCUGAGGCGGCGCGUUUCGGCGCGGUGGUAACGGGCCGGCCAGAGUAUUUGUCAAGCACGACGGUGCCAAUGUUGGGCUGCAGCGUAGUGAAGGCCCAGUUACCGACUCGCGUGCGGCUGUUUGUCAUGGCGCGCAGAAGCGUGCUUUUGCCGGCGUUUGGCAGACCGACAAGACCAACAUCAGCUAGUAGCUUCAGCUCCAGCUCAAUCUUCAUGGUCACGGCAUCCUCGCCCUUGGUGGCAAACACGGGGCGUGGGUGUUCUCUCGAUGUAAAGUGUGUGUUUCCGAGGCCGCCAAUGCCGCCAGUAGCUAGGAGGAUGGGGUUGGGUGUUAUUUCAGAGAGAUCGAGGUAUACGGGUGCAGGCGGCUGCUUGAGGAAUCGCGUUCGUUUGGGCAGCUUGGGGAACUCGGCAGACCGCAUCUCGCUCUUUGUCAUGCCUGGAUAGAGGAGCCAUUUCUGGCGCUGUGGAUCGGCCUCGUCGGGAUUUUCUUCGUCUUCCUGUGGUUUCGGGCCUCUUGGUUGCAGAUUGCGUCCUAGGUCUGCUUCUUCUUCCACCUCCUCAACGCCAUUUUUGCGAGCUUGUUCUUCCAAUUCGAGCCGCUCGCGCUCUUCUUUCUUUCGUUCCUUCUGGACAAGACGCCAAGCUCUCAUGCUGACUUCUUCUUCGGCAACGGGAUCGUGGCGCUCAAUUUCUCGGACAAUCGUACCGACCGGAACUGUGAUGAUGAUAUCUUCGCCUCUAGUACCGCUCUUGGAACUUCCCUGGCCAUGACGUCCCCGUCCAGCCCGGAUGAACCGCUGUCUGGCUACUUUGUGCAGCGAAGUUUCUCCUGGAGCUGCUUGUAUAUAAAUAUUUCCGCCUACGCCUCCGUCGCCACCGUUGGGAGGGCCAUCAGGCAGAAACGCUUCUCUAAGAAACGAGACACAGCCAUUGCCUCCACGGCCAGCAUAUAGAGUCAAUUCGGCCUUGUCAUUGAAGCUAGGAGCAGAAUAGUCAUCGGGCGCAGGAUUGAGACGGGAUUCGGGUAAAUCGUUGACUGUCGAAGCUGUGCUGGAUGCUGCUCGGAGCUGGUGAUGCAGACUUCGGCGGCACGCCAGGAGAGGCAGCUUGCUUGCGGCUGUGCACACGGACGGGUAUAGAAAGGGCGCAAGCGUGGACGAUGCAGCCCACACCGAUUUGGCUGAUUUCAUGCUUAUGCAGAAUCACCGCCAAAGGGCUAACCUGUGCUGUGUUGUUGUUGCUGGCGGUGGUUGAGCGAGGUAGCGUGACUGGUGACGUCUGCAAACAGAGCCGCUGCACCAAAAAAAAAAGGGACAAGAAAAAGAAGUAGCUGCCGAGAAAACCAGGGUCUCUAGCCAAUAGUUUUUUUUUUCUGCAGCGCGCUGUCCCGCUCGCUAACUUACAGCGCUGAUACGCUAAAACCUCGCUGGAACAACCACACUGGGUACUCUACCGGCGCCACACCACCUCCCCGCGUUUGCAGAGGUACAGUACUGUACUGCUGUCUGGUAGCCGUAACAAAGUUUAUAAAUUUAGCGGGGCAUUUUUGGGGCGGCGCUG